UGCCUCCUACUUCUCCCUCCAGGUUGAGUCUCCUUCGCUACAACAACAACCUGACCAGGUGUAAAAACUGCAUGUUCGGCUUCUCCCAGCAGCUCAAAGCCAAGCUGGACUUCUUCAAGAGCAGCAUCCAGUACGACCUGGAAAAAUACAGCGAUCAGAUGCACUACGGCAUAUCCUCCGAGAAGAUGCUGAAAGCGUGGCAGGAGAACGAGGAGAGAGCGGCGGCUUUCGCACAGGUGGCGGAGGUGAGCCAUCUGGACGACGAGAUCAUGGCUCUGCAUUCUGAGAUAGUGGAGCUUCAGAGGAGUCCUUAUGCCCGACGCCAAGGAGACAAGAUGGAGCAGCUAGAACAUAAAGCCAUCGACCUCUACAGGCAGCUGAAGAUGAAAUGCAAAAUUCCUGACUCGGAUGUGAGCAGCGACAGCUCAGAGAUGGUGAAGGCCAUCAUCCAGACUGUCCAGAACCAAGACAAGGUCCUCAAAGACCUGUUCACCCACCUCAGUAAGAUCCUGAUCAGCAAACAGAAGAUCAUUGACUUGUUUCCGCGAAUCGAGAAAACCCUGGAGAGCAUCAAGGAUGCUGACAACACAGUGAUGCAGAUGCAGAUAAAGAGACAGAGAGAGUUCUGGCAUUUACUCAAGAUCGCAUGUGCCCAGAACUCGUCACGAAACUCGAUAGCAGCCAGUCCGGAGUCGUCCAACCUGCUGCAGGUUUCUCAGUGGUCGCAGUCAGCGCAGCCUGUCAGCUCGCCACAUCCGCUCACAUCCCUACCUGGGCCAAAUGACAGUGAUGCUGCCCCGCGGCUGCUGCAGGAGAACCAGAAGUACCUCAGUCAGCUGACCAGCCUGAUGCAGGAGGCUGCAGACGACCAGGCCAAAAGCAUAGUGGACCAAGACUGGAGCUGGACGAAAUACGAAACUUUAACGACAAAAUUAAAAAAGCGAAACGCGUAAGCACCGUCGCAUCCUCCACCACACCCGCCUGUUCUCCGAGUAACACUAAGGACUGUAAGCUGUUCACGCAGCGGAGUGGCUUCAAACAUUGUACAGUUGUACAUGGACUCGGGACAUUGUCUUUAAAACAACACAACUUUCCUGAUCAUCUUUAAAAAAUAAAUAAAUAAAUAAAAAAUGUAAAAAGAGACGGCAUCCACACAUGCUCAGUGGUGUCGGUCUGCUCCCAUCGUCUCACAUGGUGGAAAGUUUGAUUAACCUUGUUUUUAUAUGAGAAAACAACAAAGCUCUGUCUCUCUUCUCGUUUUCCUUAUGCUGCACAAUACUCAUCGUAGUUCAUUCAAGCUGAUGAUUUUUACUGUCGUUGCAAAACUGUAGCACCAACCAGAUUUGAGGGGUUGUUUUUGAGGCGGAUCGAUCACAUCGACAGAAACACAUGAACGAGUUCGACCCUGUGACGCGCAGGGAAACAGGAAGUGGUCGGGGCAGGGUGGUCGAGGAGGAAAUUACAAUCAAGCAAGCAGCACUUUGAUACUCCCACAUAUCCUCUCUGUGAAGAGUAGCGGAAACGUUCCAGGCUGCCAAAACUGUCGCAGAAUUUACAGUCAGAGCGGGACAGAAGCUGUUCCCGUCACUCAUAAUCACUCUGAUAUAUUUUACUAUCAACACGUGGGGGGUUAAAUGCUAUCUAAGUAUGUUUUGUUUUGUUUUUUUUCUUCAAAAUAAUAUAUCAUAGGCAGAAGUGUUUUUGUCUUGUUAUAAGCGACGGAUGUGGCUGGCCAUCAUGUUUAUACGAUGUCUAUACUGUACAUGUGUCUUUUUAAAUGUCAUGGAGAUGCAGUGGCUCUCGUUGUCUCAUUCAUGUGCACAUAGUCGUUCAGUGGAUGGUUCGUUCAUGUCAUGUAGAGUUGAAACGAUUAGUCCAUGGUGGAGUUUAGAAAGGAAAAAAAGGUACAGUCGAGAAUAUCUGAAAAAGAAAAAUAGUGUGGAUUUCUGUUCUUAAUUGCAUCAAAAUAAACAAUAAAUCUGCAGGCGGAAGAAGAAGAUAGAAGAAGUUGCACCUAGAUGACUAUAAAAAAAGUUUCAGUCUAAACUCAAAUAAUGAAAAACAUUACAAAAAUGUAAAGCUACGUCCACACUAAUACAUUUAAACUUUACAACUCUUGACGUCUGCUGUGUUAACAGUCGGCGUCCACAUUACUCCAGCUUUCCAACAACCCUAAAAUGAAGCCGUUUGAAAAAUCUGCUGCCGUCUCUGCUUCAGUUUGAAGACUUGCAUUUUUGUCUGGCUGGGUGGAGACUGCUUUCUGACUGGAUCUAUGCUUCUUGGACGCUUUUAUCAUGUGGCAGUGUUGCAGAGGAAACAUCCAGACAAAAAUGCAAACCCCAAAGUUUUCAAACUAAAACAGAGACAGCAGCAGCUUUUUUCAAACGCCUCCAUUUUAGACGUGUUCAGGAGUUGAAGUAAUGGGGACGUGAACUGUUAGCACAUUCAGCGGAGUUGACAAGUCUUUGCUGACUUUGUCUCUGCUCGAAGCUGUUUGUCCAGUUAAGGAAAUCUCUGGUGCUACCUUUUUACCGUUGCUGUUCUUCCUUUGUAGUAUUUUCAUUAGUAUGCACAGAGCAUAUUCCUGAAACGGUGCUAAAACGCUGGUCUGGAUGGAGAUCGCUUUUGUGAAAACAUGUUAAUGUGGAUGUAGCCCAGAUUUCAGGAGUAAUUCUGAUUUCACAUUUUUGUUGAUAAACCAGCUUAUUCAGCAGCUUUUAAAACAAUUUGGCAAUGGUUUGCCAUUUUCCCAGUAUCUCUCCUCAGAGGUUUUUAAUGUGCAAACUGGAAUUGAACAUUAAACACACUUCAUCAGCAAAAAUAUAUCAGCAAGUAAUUUUUGAAAAUAUUCUAUUAAACAUUCUUUAUUUCUGUCCUCUUCAGUGUGAGAAUUUGCUUUUUUUCUUGGUGACAUAUUCAGGUUGAUAGUUUUAUCCACAGACCUUAUAAAAGAGAUGGACGUAGCCUCAAACAUGCAUUCUUUCUAGCAGUCAGCAGGGGGCGACUCCUUUUGGUAGCAAAAGGAGGCCAGAUUGUAUGAAAGUCUGAGAAAAUGACCCGACCUCUGCCUUGAUUUAUUACCCCAUUAAACAUUAACCUAAUGAGUUUAUGAUCUCUAUUUUAAUAGAGACUCAUGUUUAUUUGGUAGAUUAUGGUUUUAUUAAGAGUAAAAAAAACAGGGCGUGUAUUUACAUAUCAGGGUGUGUAGUGUCCUCGAGGUCUCCGUCAGAGCCACCCUUCGUUUGUCACAUCCGGAUUAAAAAGACAAAUAUGGCGAUGGCUAAACCAGUGAUGUUAUUGUGGCUGCGUCCAUCUUGUAUACACAGUCUGUGGUUUUAUCUUAUUGGGUUGUGUGUAAAACCCAAACAUAUACCGCCAUCAUAACAUGACACUGAAAAGCAGCAAAUCCUCACAUUUUAGAAGCUGAAAGAUGACAACAUUUGGCCUUUUCACUUCACAACACUGUCGAAACAAUGGAUCGAUUCUGUCCAACGGCCGUUUAAUUAUUGGAGUAAUCGUUUCAGCUCUUAUCACAAACACGAGCCGCCACCAUCCAUCCCAAAGCAACAUUACACAUCCAAGUGUGACGGUCCGGUUUCCUCGACCGCUGACAUGAAUCUGAACGAUUGGAUCUGAGAGCUGAGAUGCUCACAGGAAACGGCGGCCGGUAAACGGGUGAAUGUACUGCAGGUGGUCGGUCACGCGGUGACUUUGGGCAGAGAGACACGAACCUUCUUAGUUGUAUUUAUGAAGUUAAAGUGCAAUGCCAGAAAAUAUUUUUUGUAUUUAAGUAACUCGAUCAGUCAGUUUUCUUUGCAUUGGAGUAUUGUUUCCAUCUGAUGGUUUUGUCUCUGAAUGUUUAAGUUUUAGAAAUUUCAUUGUAUGAAGAUCAAAUGUUUACCUGGUAAUAAAAUAAAUGACUUUGGCACGA
Stegastes partitus (bicolor damselfish) is the source of this 3931-nucleotide messenger RNA. RefSeq names its product inhibitor of nuclear factor kappa-B kinase subunit alpha-like. Gene Ontology annotation, biological process: peptidyl-serine phosphorylation; tumor necrosis factor-mediated signaling pathway; positive regulation of transcription by RNA polymerase II. The coding region runs from base 72 to 953 and encodes 293 amino acids. Gene Ontology annotation, cellular component: cytoplasm; IkappaB kinase complex. Gene Ontology annotation, molecular function: IkappaB kinase activity. The record is from RefSeq and is a predicted model, not a curated record. The transcript is spliced from 9 exons. Lineage: Eukaryota; Metazoa; Chordata; Actinopteri; Pomacentridae.